Messenger RNA from Mesocestoides corti, 306 nucleotides. NCBI's taxonomy places the organism in Eukaryota, Metazoa, Platyhelminthes, Cestoda, Cyclophyllidea, Mesocestoididae. The record is from the annotation of a GenBank genome assembly.
AUGUUCGAGUUGUUGUUGGUGUUGCCAACACGACGACACUGCAAGGCGCACGUGGCGUGUGCGUGUGUGGAUGUGUGGAAGCGAUUUCACGAAGAAUUCGUCUUGUCUACCGCCAAACCUGCCCGUCUUGGACGUCAGUGUCUUCACUUCGGAGUGUGGUACGCAACCACGCCGCUGUCCGGCUGUGCUUCUUCACUAUCCACGAAAAGAGAACGGACGGCGUUGAAUCGAGACGAAAUGCGAUUCGCAGCAUUACCAUCCCUGUGGCUUGGUGGCUACGGACAACGCUUGUGGAAAUGUGUUUAA